Petromyzon marinus (sea lamprey) is the source of this 6043-nucleotide messenger RNA. RefSeq names its product RUN and FYVE domain containing 2 (gene RUFY2). NCBI's taxonomy places the organism in Eukaryota, Metazoa, Chordata, Hyperoartia, Petromyzontiformes, Petromyzontidae. The record is from RefSeq and is a predicted model, not a curated record. Gene Ontology annotation, molecular function: metal ion binding. Gene Ontology annotation, cellular component: cytoplasm.
AAUCCAAACAGCUGGGAGCGCAUCACGUGGUGUGACGGGGGCCCCGGCCCCGAGCCAUGGAGGCGAUCGGCACCGACGAGGAGGACGCUGGCGGCGCUGGGCCGAGCGGGGACCAGACGGCGGAUCGGGACCCCGACUCCAACCGGGACCCCGACUCCAACCGGGACUCGUGCAACUCCGAGGACACCCAGAGCCGGGGAGCAAUAGCCGGGAUGGCCACGGUCGAGUCGCAGCCCGCGUCGUCGCGAUCUCCGUCGUCGUCGUUGUUGUCGUCGUCUUCCUCAUCAUCAUCUUCGUCGGCCUCAUCGUCGUCAACGUCGUCAACAUCUGCAGGCGCUGUUGAGGGCGCCGGCCGUGCUGACGCCGUCUCGUCGCCGCCGCCGUCUGCCUUCGUUCCCCGGGGCUCCCCUCCUUCGCCUGCUCCCCUCCUCGCCGCCGCCGCUGCCGCCGUGCCCAACCACGGCCCUCGGCCUUCGGCAGGGAUCCGAUUCCGAGACCCCAUGACCCUGGAGAGGCUAAACCUCAUGAACAUGGCCAAGCUGAGCAUCAAAAGCCUGAUUGAGGCGGCGUUGGCACUUGGCAGGAGCCUCGACUCGGACUACGCGCCACUCCAGCAGUUCUUCGUCAUCUUGGAGCACUGCCUGAAGCACGGCCUCAAAGUGAAGAAAUCUUUCCUGGGCCAGAGCAAGUCCUUCUGGGGGCCCCUGGAGCUGGUGGAGAGGCUCUGCCCUGAAGCGGCCGAGAUCGCCGUCAGCGUCCGUGACCUCCCCGGGUUAAAGACUCCAGUCGGCAGGGGCCGGGCGUGGCUGCGACUCGCCCUCAUGCAGAAAACGCUCUCCGACUACAUGAAGGCUCUCGUCGCGCGCAAGGACUUGCUCAGUGAGUUUUACGAGCCUGGUUCACUGAUGCUGGAGGAGGAAGGAGCGGUGAUAUCGGGGAUGAUGGUCGGACUCAACGUCCUUGAUGCCAACCUGUGUAUGAAGGGAGAGGACCUUGACACACAGGUGGGGAUUAUAGAUUUCACCAUGUAUCUGAAAGAUGGAUCAAGCAGCGAUGAUAAUGGAAACGCCAACAUGACUGCCGUGCUGGAUCAGAAAAACUACCUGGAGGAGCUGAACAGGGGAUUGAACGUCUCCUUGGGAAACCUGCAGUUGAAAGUGGAAAUCCUGGAGAAAGUCAACAAGACCAUGGUGGAGGAGCUCGCCGCGGUGAAGCGUAACGAGUCGGAGCUGAGGACCGAGGCGGAGAAGCUGCGCUCGGAGAACGCCACGCUCGUGGAGAGCACGCACCGCAAAAUGGAGGCAGUACGAGUGGACAUGGACACGGAGCUGCAGACGUACCGGCACUCGCGCCAGGGUCUGGACGAGCUGUACAGCGAGGCUCGCAAGCAGCUUCGCGAGGAGUCCCAGCUGCGCCUGGAGGUGGAGAACGAGUUGGAGCUCCAGAUCUCCAUGAAGCAGGAGAUGGAGAUGGCCAUGCGUCUGCUGGAGAAGGACGUGCACGAGAAGCAGGACGCCCUCGUUUCGCUGCGCGAACAGCUGCAGGAGGUCAAGGACAUCAACAUGGACAUCUCGCACAAAGCGCAGAGUGCGGAGACGCUGCUCAAGCAGAAGAUGGAAGGCGUCCGUGGUCUGGAGGAGAGGAACGGACAAAUGACCGCGACCGUCAAACAGCUGGAGCAGAAGCUGCGUCAGAGUGAGCGGGAGAGACAGACGGCAGAGGAGGAUGGGCGGAGGUUCCGGCAGGACUUCGGAGAGAAGAUCGGAGGCCUGCAGAGACAGUUGGAUGAGAGAGACAAGCAGCGGGCCCAGUUGGAGGCCGACCUCAAGAUCGAGCGCGAGUGGCGGCAGGCCCUGCAGAAGGAGCUCCAGCGGGAGAAGGAGGCGGCGGCGACGCUGCAGGCCGAGCUGCGAACCUUGCAGGGCGUCAAGCAGGAGCUGCAGAGGAGCCAGGAGGAGAACCGGAGGCUCAAGGGCGCGUUGGACGAGCAGGAGCAGACCCUGCAGGAGCUCGGAGGAAAGCUGAGCGAGUACGACGGAUCAAAGUUGAAGAUGGAAGACAUCAAGGAGGUUAACAAGGCACUUCAGGGUCAGGUGUGGCUGAAGGACCAGGACGCCACGAACUGCAAGCUCUGCGAAAAGGAAUUCUCCAUCUCUCGGCGCAAGCACCACUGUCGGAACUGCGGGGAGAUCUUCUGCAACUCGUGCUCGGACAACGAGCUGCCCCUGCCGUCGUCCCCGAAGCCGGUGCGAGUGUGCGACCUGUGCCACGCGCUGCUCCUGCAGAGAUACUCGUCAGGCGCCGUCUGAGCUCCCGCACACGCACACGCAUGCACGUACGUACGCACGCGCCCACGUGCACACAUGCCAUACGCAUACACACAACCGCAGUCGGUGAUCUAUCCCUCCGCUUAGCGGCACGCUGCUAGGUAGUGCUGGUCGUCCGGGGCAUACGUAUCGAACGAGCGUGUACGUACAUCGGUGUCGCGGCGUCGUGCGGUCGCCUCUGUCGCUGAGGCGAUCGGAUCCGGCUGAGUUUACCACCUGGAUUCACUAAUUUUAAACCGAUUCUUAGACUCGCGAGAACACGCAACGGUGCAGCAUGGUUGGCAUUCGCCGCCCCGGUGUAAGGUAUUUGGCUGCUCUAAGUAUUUAGAAUAUUUGGCUGCUAUAAAUGUCCACGUGAUAAGCCACUUCGUUGAGCUAUCAUUUGUGGCCAGGUCGCUUCUAAAAAUAAGCUGUAUAGCUCACUGGGCCUUAUCUGGUAAAAUAUAAAUAGUUUUUUGUAAUAGUUUUUAGGAAUGAAACUGGGGCCAAUUUCCCUUUCACUUUGUAGCCCGGAACCUGGGCCUCGGUGCAGUUGCACCACCUACCUACACACUCGCGAUAGCGAGUUAUUUAUCAGCGGUGUGCGUAAAUUGGCUCACGUCACCCCAUCAAAGCUACCUAGAGGCUUGUUGCUACCUUCACCGCCGUUGGCAAAAUAAAUGUAUGUUCGGAUAUGACCAUGAACCCGAAAAUUGAUAAUUCUCCGAAUUGCGAGCGAGACAAACAGUUACGUGUCCGUGUACAAGUAAACGGUUGAGGCAGGUUCUGUUAAGUCAGCGGUUUGCUGGUUCGAAAGAGCGUGGGGAAGGUGUUUACAACCCGAAGCCAAUGGUGGAAAUUCCACAUUGCUAUGGCAGGUGUGAGUGAAGCUUUUGUACAACCACUGUUGACUUUACACAAAUUGAUAUCCAUUGAACAGGAUUUAAUCUCGCUCUAACUGCGGCCCCAGGUCUUCCGGGUUGUAAGGUCGUGCGAGCCACUGCACCACUGCUCCCGACGCACAGCAGCUGCCAUUCGCCACCAAGUGGCGUUGAAGUCACAAUAAUGGGAUUUGUGCCAGGCUUGAGGGCACUUUGAGGCCACCUGAAGUGACAGAGGCCUACUGGUGGUAGAUAGCUCAUGGGACAAUCCAGGUUGUUAUGGGCUUCCGUGACUGGCAGAUGCACCAAAUAGAAUCCCAACUACACACACACACAUCUACAUGUAUGCACAAGAGCUAAGCAGUGCUGCAGCUGAGCUGUGGCUGUUAACACUGCUGGCAUUAGUCCUAGCGCAUUAAACUAAGGUGCCAAUGACGUUAGUGUUUGUGCCCACACUCGGGUCGCCACCUCUGAAUUACAGGAAAUUGACGGCAUAUCCCGGCAAGAAUGUCUCACAUACAUACAGAGGGGAGAACUGCACUUAAAUGUAAUGCCUUGGGUGCUGUAUUUUUACUCAACUGACACUGGGGUCUCUUUUUUCACUUCCUGGGAAGACCACAGAUCAAAAUACCAGAAAUCUCACAGAUGUACCAGGACAACUCCCCGAUACUGACGUCCUGGGAAAAUCGGGACAGGGUGGAGGAGCUCUUUGCUUUUUUUGUUGUUCUUAUCGUUCAUCUCUCGCCUCUGCACAAAUGAGGGGUAUAGUUGGGAGUCCCAGGACGUGGUCUCCUUCCUUGGUCCCGGCCGCUAGCCGCGGUGGGUGGGUGGGUCGGGCGGAUGAGGGUUAAUUUGAAUCCGCAGAGCCCCUCUCGAGCGCGUGCCGUGCACGCAACGUUCAGCCAAUGGUUAUCGUCCGCGUUCUCCGCGUUACUGACGCCGCUGCGUUUUGAAACUCGCGCGACAAGGAAGUCCACUCCACGGGUGCGCUUACAACCGCUGCUGCUGCUGCUGCUACUACUGCUGGCAUUAUUGCACGCGCGGUCAUUUUGGCGCGAUUAAAGAUGCAACCUUGCCAACAAACGGGUGUUUUUUUUUUUAAAGUCCGAAUCAGAAUCUUUAUCUUGGAGGAAUCCGAUGAGCUAUGAAGCUCAAAUUCACAGAUGUCCAGCAGGGGCUGGGUCAGCAAGUUACAAUAAAUACGAUGUGUACAUAAUCUGAUAAGGCAUGUAUACAAUCGAAAUACCUGGCAGCGAGCCGUGCAUACGAGUAUUGUUUGCGAUGCCGAUUAUAGGUGGUGUAGAUUUAGGCAAAGAUAAUUAAUACAAGUGUACGUGUGGGAAGAAGAAGAAAACGAUCCAAAUGAGAUGGUAAAAAUAUUCUCGGACCAGGACCCCAAAUCCCUGAUGAUGAAAUUCUCUGGGGAAUCAUUGCACGGCUGGUUUCCAGACUGUUCGCAGGCUGACACUGUUUAUGAAGCUUUGUUCUUGAGGUUGACCUUGGAAUGACUUUUCAGGUACACUCGAAUGACAGUCACUCCACACCGAUUUUCAUACACCAAUGCAGUCGCGAGCUAAAAAAAGUUACAGCAGUCACUCUGCAGUGAUAUCAUUGGACGGGACAUGCGAAGGUGAAGUCUUUUUUUCUUCUCCAUUAACCAAGCUCCAUACUCGUACAGCACAGCCCACACACCGAUGCGUAAAUAAAAACAAGAGCCGUUUUAGUUUUUUUAGGUUGCGUGUUUGUGUAGGCAUGGGCGAGUAACAGCAAAGCGCAAAAUUGCAAUCUCAAAACGCCGUAGAAAUUGCAACGCGCAGUUGUCGUACGGAGGCGCGGGCAAGCGGGAAGGCAACCCGACGGAACCUGUGCCAACAAUUUGCCUGACCUCUGUGAUCCUAUAUUGAGAUGCUGGCCAACGCCAUGAAUGUCGGUUCUGUUAGGAGUAUCUGGGGACUCCCGACAGCCGUGUCUCCACUUGCCUAUGCUUACAAACGGCAGUCCCAGCUGUGGUGGGGGGGGGGGGGGCGGAGUGUUUGCGAUGGGAGUGCCUUGGUUGCACCGCUAUGCUUAAAGCGCGGGGUCAAAUGACAACUGAUUUUCCGCACGCUGAAGCCAAUGAAUGCAAGUCGUUGGGCCCGAAAAACAAUGAAUCUGAAUUGUCAAUACAAAUCGGGAGUGCUUUUAUUAUACAAAUAAAUAUAAGAAUCUAUUUAAUAUAUAAUACGAUUUAAAAUGUGUAUUUUAAUAUUCUAUAGUGUAUAUGGUAAUUUAUCCACUGCUGGAUGACAGCCUCCCCAGACAACAGCAGUCAUGAAAUUGUUUGACCAUACUUCACCAUGCUGGUCAGUGCGAGAUGGCGGAUUAGUACCAGUUCAUGUAAUAUCACUCACCACCAUAGUGAGCUGUGGGCUGUGAUUGAAGCCUGGUAUGCAGCAUACCAGAGCAGCCCCAAACCGUGCCCCCAACUUAUACUGAAAUAAAAACUAUUCACCAAGAACAAAGUAAAACACGUGAUUAUAAUUGUACACGUUACCAAUAUGAAAUGGAAAAGCUAAUUCGUGCUGUGGCGUAUUUGCAUGCGAGGCAGUUUAACGUUCAUUGGCUUCAGCAGUGUAGCGGGUGAGAGGACUUGUAAAACAUAUUUUUAUAUGUGUAUAAACGAAAUGUUUAUUUUACAGCAUGCCAGGUCGAGGCUACGUGUGCCGAUGCAGCCGUUUACCGCGUCGAUGCUGACCCAAAUGAGAUUUUGUCCAGAGCUGUAUUUUUUAUUCGGAACGUCAACAUUUUACAGAAGUCAAAACAUCAACUCAUGUCACCCGGUUGUGAAUAAAGCUGCUUGACAAUUCACACCUGUAA